Molecule: messenger RNA, 1038 nt
Organism: Lycium barbarum (goji berry)
Lineage: Eukaryota; Viridiplantae; Streptophyta; Magnoliopsida; Solanales; Solanaceae
Product: probable protein phosphatase 2C 55
Exons: 1
Coding region: 1-1038 (345 amino acids)
Source: RefSeq, a predicted model, not a curated record
AUGGGUGCAUGCAUAUCAUCAUUAGGUCAUGAUCAAUAUCCUUUCAACAAGUUCGAUGAAGUUUUCAAUUUGCGGCACAAGAGGUACUUCGACUUUUCUUCUUAUGAAAUUCAUAAUCAACUGGAAAAUAUUAAUAGCAACAAGAAGAUACUCAAAUAUAGUCAUGAUGCUGAUCUGUACUUCAGUUUUCCAAUCGACACAACAUUAGGUCAUAUUGAUCAAUAUUCAAUCAAGAAGGUAGAUGAACUUCUCGAGAUCAACGAGAGACUCGAAUUUAGUAGUAACAAAUUACCAUGCCUAAAAAUGGUGGUUGCAUCUUUAUACUUACCCAAAGAAAAUCCAAAGAAACCACUAGGUGAAGAUGCACACUUUAUCUAUGAAUUAUAUCAAACUAUUGGCAUUUCUGAUGGCGUUGGUGGCUGGGCUAAAAAGGGAAUUGAUGCUGGAAUUUACGCGAGAGAGCUUAUGAAAAAUUCACUUAUCGCUACAAAUAAUGAACCAAAGGGUCACGUGAACCCUAAAAGGGUUCUUCAAGAAGCUUACAGAAAUACAAACUCUGAAGGAUCGUCUACAGCUUGUAUUAUAACCUUAAACCCCGAGAAUAAUACUAUAUGUGCUGCUAACGUUGGUGACAGUGGAUUUUUCCUAAUUCGGAAGGGGAGAAUUAUAUAUGAAUCACCAAUACAGGAACGGAGUUUUAAUUUUCCGUAUCAAUUGGGAAACUGCAGGGAUAAUCCUAGUGUUGCUCACGAGAUGGAAUUAAGAGUCGAAAAAGAUGAUAUUUUAAUCGUUGGAACGGAUGGGAUGCUUGAUAAUAUAAAUGAAAGUAAGAUUGAGGAAAUUGUUCAAAGAGGGAUCAAUGAGAAGUUGAAGGCAGAGGAGUUGGCUAGUCAAAUUGGGAAUGUUGCAUUGUAUAAUUCAUUUGAUAGGUUUGCAGAUACACCUUUUGCAAGAGCAGCUGAUAGGGAAUGGCUUAGUCAAAUACAUAAAGGAGGAAAAGUUGAUGAUAUUACUGUUAUUGUUGCUUAUAUCCAGUAA